Molecule: messenger RNA, 1898 nt
Organism: Malania oleifera
Lineage: Eukaryota; Viridiplantae; Streptophyta; Magnoliopsida; Santalales; Ximeniaceae
Product: argininosuccinate synthase, chloroplastic
Exons: 12
Coding region: 280-1767 (495 amino acids)
Biological process (GO): L-arginine biosynthetic process; urea cycle
Cellular component (GO): cytoplasm
Molecular function (GO): argininosuccinate synthase activity; ATP binding
Source: RefSeq, a predicted model, not a curated record
GAGAGCUCGUUGCAAACUUGCAGGCUGCAGCAGCUCUGCGCUCCGCCCGCGCUUCACUCUCUUCGGUUCGUGCAGAAACACGAAAAGCCCUAAUUACUACUCGUAGAGUGGCCGUUCAGAAAACCCACACUAACACAGCAGCCGUCACACAAAGCUUCUGUGUGCUCGUACACUGCAACCGCCGCCGCAGCUGCUCUCUCUCGCAGGACCCAGUUCAAAUCUGGUGAUAUCGCCAGCUUCAUAAUCACAUAUAAGGGAAUCUCCAUCUGUUGGACUUUGAUGGCUCCAUUGCACACCAUUUCCACUUGUUCAUCGACUACCAGUCUCGGUUUCUGCGGGUCCAAGCGAGAUGCUUUUGGUUGUCAUGAUAAGUUGUACUGUCCCAGGAAGGUGUCUUUGUUCCAAGAGUUAGGAGCAAAGGCAAGUGAGCUUUGUGGGCAUGGGAUUAUUUGUAACAGUGGAGAUACUAUUCGAUCUCCUAAAAAUCGAGCUAUUCAAGCAGUUUUGGCCGGUGAAAAAGAUACAGAUAUUUCUGGUGCUCCAAAGGGUAAAGGCCUCCGUGGUCAACUGAACAAAGUGGUUCUAGCCUACAGUGGUGGCUUAGACACCUCAGUUAUUGUUCCAUGGCUAAGGGAGAAUUAUGGCUGUGAUGUUGUAUGCUUCACUGCUGAUGUUGGUCAAGGUCUGAAGGAAAUGGAUGGUCUGGCAGAGAAGGCCAAGGCAAGUGGGGCUUCCCAAUUGGUUGUGAAGGAUCUGAAGGAGGAAUUUGUGCAAGAUUACAUAUUUCCUUGCUUGCGAGCUGGUGCACUUUAUGAAAGGAAGUACUUGCUGGGGACCUCAAUGGCCCGUCCUGUUAUUGCAAAGGCCAUGGUUGAUGUUGCUAAAGAAGUUGGAGCUGACGCCGUCGCACAUGGAUGCACAGGGAAGGGCAAUGAUCAGGUCCGUUUUGAGCUCACUUUCUUUGCUUUAAAUCCUGAACUGAAUGUUGUGGCUCCUUGGAGGGAAUGGGAAAUCCAAGGUAGAGAAGAUGCUAUUGAAUAUGCUAAGAAACAUAAUGUUCCUGUUCCUGUGACAAAGAAAUCUAUCUACAGCAGAGAUAGGAAUUUAUGGCACCUUAGCCAUGAGGGAGACAUUUUGGAAGAUCCAGCAAAUGAGCCAAAGGAAGACAUGUACAUGAUGUCUGUGAACCCAGAGGAUGCACCAGAUAAACCUGAAUAUGUACAAAUUGGGAUUGUUUCGGGACUCCCUGUUUCAGUCAAUGGGAAGAAACUUUCCCCAGCAUCGCUCCUUUCUGAGCUCAAUGAACUUGGCGGGAAGCAUGGAAUUGGCCGUAUUGACAUGGUUGAAAAUAGGCUAGUUGGAAUGAAGAGUCGUGGAGUCUAUGAAACUCCUGGUGGAACCAUACUCUUUGCUGCUGCUCGGGAGCUCGAAUCUCUAACCCUUGAUCGGGAAACAAUUCAGGUCAAGGACUCCCUUGCCCUCAAGUAUGCAGAGCUUGUGUACGCUGGCAGGUGGUUUGACCCUCUCCGGGAGUCCAUGGAUGCAUUCAUGGAGAAGAUCACAGAGACCACCACCGGUUCAGUGACUCUCAAACUCUACAAGGGAUCAGUCACUGUGGCUGGCCGGGAAAGCCCUUAUAGCCUGUACAGGCAGGAUAUUUCAUCAUUUGAGAGUGGGCAGAUCUAUGAUCAGGCUGAUGCUGCUGGAUUCAUCAAGCUCUAUGGUCUUCCCAUGAGGGUCAGAGCCAUGCUUGAGAAAGGUAUCUGAGGGCUUUCCUGUUUGUUCUGUGUAACAUUAAAUUUAGCCCCUCAUUGAAUAAAAUAUCAUUUGAGGGUGAAUUGAAGUAUUCUUGAGUUUGCACUUAUUUAUGGGAAGUCACCACUGAAUUUUUGCUGCAA